AUGAAGGCGUUAAAGACAAAUAUUACCGUUUACAGUGUGAGCUUAGGAAGAUUGCUAAAUGAAUUUAACAACCGUUAUUUUAGGCUUAAGAAGCGAUCUCGUUCAGAGGACCUUAAACGGAUGCCGGUACGGGAGGAGGCCUUCUUACGGUUGUUGCCGUGGCAUCAUAACGUAACGGGAAGUUGCGAAUCGGGAGUCUCGGAAUCGGAUUCAGAUCGGGUUAAUGGUGAUUUAACGCGCUGUCGAUUUCUUUUUGGUCGCUGUCAAAUGAAUGUGGAAUACCAGUUUGCAUUAUCUGUUGGAACACGCAAGGAUGUUGCAUCAUCGAAGUGCACGGGGGAAGGAAGCGAGGGUGGAGCUGUACUCCUUCGUUUCACGAAAAUCCCAAACAAAAGCGGGGGUUCAUCCACCGUAACAUGCAGUAUCCGGGUCAAUAAAGAAGUGCAAUACUUCAAUAGGGAGGAGGUGGUGGUGGCGAUGAAAUUUUGUCGUGAAAUUUAUGCUUAA
Messenger RNA from Trypanosoma brucei brucei TREU927, 507 nucleotides. RefSeq lists its product as hypothetical. The transcript has a single exon. The record is from RefSeq and is a predicted model, not a curated record. Lineage: Eukaryota; Euglenozoa; Kinetoplastea; Trypanosomatida; Trypanosomatidae. The coding region runs from base 1 to 507 and encodes 168 amino acids.